GCUUUCCGUCCGACAAUCCAGGAAGUGAGCAAGCUGGAGCGAAUCUACUGGCGAAAUACAUGUUUUCGUUCUUACCUUGGACUAAAGUCUAGUCUACAAUGUCUGGAGGUGUUCAGUUGGAGAAUGCAAACCCUGUGGUCUUCCAGCGCUCCGUAGAAAGGCUGCUGACAGCCUCCGAGGAGGAUGAAGAUGUUUAUGACCCCAUCGACGACAGAGAAAUAUUUGAUCUAAUCCGGUCCAUCAAUGACCCUGAACAUCCUCUGACCCUGGAGGAGCUCAACGUGGUGGAACAAGUUCGAGUCAAGGUUCAUGAUGCAGAGAGCACUGUGAGUGUCGAAUUUACCCCCACCAUACCUCACUGCAGCAUGGCAACCCUCAUUGGACUGUCAAUCAAAGUCAAGCUGCUGCGCUCCCUGCCCGACAGGUUCAAAAUUGAUGUUUGCAUCACUCCUGGGACUCACGCCUCAGAGGAAGCAGUGAACAAACAGCUAGCAGACAAAGAGAGAGUGGCAGCAGCUCUGGAGAACUCGUCUCUUCUGGAGGUGGUCAACCAGUGCCUGUCCACCAGGAACAUCUGAACAUCCUGUCAUGGCUUAUUGUUGUCUGUUUUCUUUUUAUUUGCUGUAAAACUGAACAUCCGGACAUUUUCGGUCUCUAUUUUCAAAUCAGAUGUGUCUCAUAUAUCUGUCAUCUGCAGCUGCAGAUGUACUCGGAGCACACCAAAGCCCCGAAAAGUUUCAGUAAACUGAGUUUAGGCUUAAUAGCAAAUUAUGUUUUUUUUUUUCUCAAUCUGUAUUGUAAUGUACUUUUUUAAACAGAUGAGAAAAUAUCUGGGGAGUUAGCAGCAUCGAAUGUAAUUUGUAUAUAAUACUAAUGCUUUUGAAGUUUUAAUUAAAAAAAUAUAUUGGUCAGUACUGAUCUUUAUUUUAUUUGACAUAA
Messenger RNA from Nematolebias whitei (Rio pearlfish), 939 nucleotides. RefSeq names its product cytosolic iron-sulfur assembly component 2B (gene ciao2b). The record is from RefSeq and is a predicted model, not a curated record. The transcript is spliced from 5 exons. Gene Ontology annotation, cellular component: cytosolic [4Fe-4S] assembly targeting complex. Gene Ontology annotation, biological process: iron-sulfur cluster assembly. Lineage: Eukaryota; Metazoa; Chordata; Actinopteri; Cyprinodontiformes; Rivulidae. Bases 99 to 578 code for a protein of 159 amino acids.